Molecule: messenger RNA, 903 nt
Organism: Helianthus annuus (common sunflower)
Lineage: Eukaryota; Viridiplantae; Streptophyta; Magnoliopsida; Asterales; Asteraceae
Exons: 1
Coding region: 1-903 (300 amino acids)
Source: RefSeq, a predicted model, not a curated record
AUGUCUUCUCCUAUUCAUCCUAUGGUCACUGUCACAAAUAUCAAAGCCCUAAUCCCCAUUACCCUCGACAUUGAAAACGACCAUUAUACAGCUUGGUCGGAAUUAUCUAAAAUCCAUUGCAUCUCUUAUGACGUCUAUGAUCAUCUUCAGCCGAAGAAAUCCACUGAGACGACUUCUUCCUCCGAUAAAGAUCAAGCCAAAGACAAGACUACCUCUUCUCCGUCGUGGGAACGACUUGAUUCCAUUGUAUUACAAUGGAUUUACGGGAUGAUUUCCACUGAGCUCCUGCAUACUAUUUUGAAGCCUAACACCAACGCAUAUGCUGCUUGGACGGCGUUGGCAAAUAUUUUUCAUGAUAAUAAGGCCACGCGUACCAUCGACCUUAAUAACAAGUUCGCCAACACUCGUCUUGAACAAUUUCCCUCCAUGACGGCUUACUGCCAGGCGCUCAAGGUGAUCUAUGACCAACUCACUAAUGUUGGUUCUCCUAUCACUGAAGAACAGUUAGUCUUGCAGCUCCUCAUGGGGCUUACGAAACCAUACGAGAGCACGACUACUAUUAUUCAACAAACCAGUCCUUUACCGGACUUUUAUGAGACCCGGUCGAGACUAUGCAUGGCUGAAACACGCAAAGCAAAUCAGGUCCGCCACGUGGCUCAGGCCACUGGUACUGCCCUCGUGGCAUCUUCAGACUCCCGUGCUCCGCCAUCGUCCGACAACCAUGACUAUCGGUCUACUUCGGGACGAUAUGAUGCUCGCUCAGAUUCGAAUCGUGAUCAAACCAUGUGUGGAAGAGGCCGAGGUCGUGACCGUGGACGUGGACGUGGACGUGGUGGCUCAGCGGGUCGGGGACGCGGCAACACCUCACAACAGCCCACGGUUCAGCCUGGGUACCCGUCGUAG